CGGGGCUCCGCCUCCCAGCGCCGCGCGGCUCACGGGUCACGUUCGGGCCCGGAUCGCUGGUUCCCCAGCACCUGCCGCCGCCCCCUUACGCUCCCCGGCGCGGGGCGCCCUGGGAUAGCGGCGGGCUCACCGGGUGAGCGCCCAGCGGGCCGGCGAUCGGGGAGUGGGAAGUGCUGGAGGCUUAGGACCCACGCGGUGGGUCGGGCGGGAAGGCGGAUCAGCGCGCGGGCUGGGGACAGUGCAAAUGGCCUUUGAGCAGGCGGACAAGUAGUGGUCCAGGUGGGACUUCUUGCUGGCUCUGAUGUCCAUCAUCUGCCAGAAUUCCUGAGUCCUUUACCCUCCUCUGUGUCCACGGUCACCCCCCACGUCGCAGCUGAAUAGGUUGAGGGCCUGAGACUUACCCUGUCCCGGAAGAGCGCUGAUAAUGACAAGACCCUGUCUACUCUAGUCCUCACAGAGGGAGGGUUGUGAGGGUUGGGCUAGAUAUUUUAUCAACCAGUGCUGGAGGGAGUCGGGGAGGGGCGGGGGGAGGAGGGUGUGACUUUGGGAAGUGUGACCCUCCCUCACCACCAUACCCUCCCAAUGUGCUGUAGCUGGAACAGACUUUGGCCCCUUGCCUAGCACUCCCGAUGCCUCAUUUGCCUCUGACCUCUUUUCGACCACCGCUUUGGGGCUUGAGGCCCUCACGGGGCCUCCGCAGGUCCCGUCCCCUUUCCACCCAGUCAGAGCCCGAUGGAUCAGCCAUCUCCCGGAGGAACCGUGAAGCCAAACAGAAGCGUCUGCGAGAGAAGCAGGCAUCGCUAGAGGCUGGGAUAGCCCCCAAGACCAAGUCACCUGCAGAAUCCAGUAAGGCCUGGACCCCUAAGGAGAGAGUGUUGUAUGAAAUCCCCACGGAACAUGGAGAAAAGAAAGAUGUCUCCCGGCCCCUGCCUCCUGCAUACAGCCCCCAGUACGUUGAGGCUGCCUGGUACCCUUGGUGGGUGCGAGAGGGCUUCUUCAAACCAGAAUAUCAGGCCAGGCUGCCGCAGGCCACAGGGGAGACCUUUUCCAUGUGUAUCCCACCCCCUAAUGUCACAGGCUCCCUGCACAUUGGGCAUGCGCUGACCGUGGCCAUACAGGAUGCUCUCGUGCGCUGGCACCGGAUGCGUGGGGAUCGGGUGCUGUGGGUCCCUGGCUCAGAUCAUGCAGGGAUUGCGACCCAAGCUGUGGUGGAGAAACAGCUGUGGAAGGAGCGAGGAGUGAGGAGACAUGAGCUGAGCAGGGAAGACUUCCUUAGGGAGGUGUGGAAGUGGAAGGAGGAGAAAGGUGGCGAGAUCUGUGAGCAGCUCAGAGCGCUGGGGGCCUCCCUGGACUGGGACCGAGAGUGCUUUACUAUGGAUACCAGCUCCUCAGUGGCCGUGACAGAAGCUUUCGUGCGGCUCUACAAGGCUGGGUUGUUGUACCGGAGCCGGCAGCUGGUCAACUGGUCGUGUGCCUUGCACUCCGCCAUCUCGGAUAUUGAGGUGGAAAGUCGGCCCCUCCCUGGCCGCACGGAGCUUCAGUUGCCUGGCUGCCCCACCCCCGUGUCUUUCGGCCUCCUCUUUUCCGUGGCCUUCCCCGUGGAUGGAGAGCCUGGUGCAGAGGUUGUGGUGGGAACCACGAGGCCAGAGACGCUGCCUGGAGACGUGGCUGUGGCGGUCCAUCCUGAUGACUCCCGGUACACGCAUCUACAUGGGCGACAACUCUGUCAUCCCUUGACGGGGCAGCUUCUCCCCCUUAUCACAGACUGCACUGUUCAGCCACACGUGGGCACAGGGGCGGUGAAGGUGACUCCAGCGCACAGCCCUGCCGAUGCUGAGCUGGGGGCCCGACACGGCUUGAGCCCCCGGAGUGUCAUUGCAGAGGAUGGGACCAUGACCACCCUUUGUGAGGACUGGCUGCAGGGUCUUCACCGAUUUGUGGCCCGGGAAAAGAUUCUGUCCGCACUGAGGGAGCGGGGCCUGUUCCGGGGCCUCCAGAACCACCCCAUGGUGCUGCCCAUUUGCAGCCGUUCCGGGGACGUGGUAGAAUACCUACUGAAGAGCCAGUGGUUUGUCCGCUCCCGGGAAAUGGGGGAGCAAGCCGCCAAGGCCGUGGAGUCCGGGGCCCUGGAGCUCAGUCCCUCCUUCCACCAGAAGAACUGGCAGCACUGGUUUUCCCACAUUGGGGACUGGUGUGUCUCCCGGCAGCUGUGGUGGGGCCAUCGGAUUCCAGCCUACCUGGUUGUAGAGGAGCACGCAAAGAGGGCGCCAGCCUUUCUCAGCCCAGCAGAGACCAUGAACACCCCACCUCCCUGUCCCACACCUGUCCUCUACUCCUUACUUCCGCAGGGUGAUACAGAGGACUGCUGGGUGGUUGGGCGGACAGAGGCCGAGGCCAGAGAAGUAGCUGCAGAAUUAACAGGGAGACCAGGGGUGGAGCUGACCUUGGAGAGGGACCCUGAUGUCCUAGACACGUGGUUCUCCUCGGCUCUCUUCCCCUUUUCUGCCCUGGGCUGGCCCCGAGAGACCCCAGACCUGGCUCAUUUCUACCCCCUGUCACUUUUGGAAACGGGCAGUGACCUCCUGCUGUUCUGGGUGGGCCGCAUGGUCAUGUUGGGGACCCAGCUCACAGGGCAGCUCCCCUUCAGCAAGGUCCUGCUUCACUCUAUGGUCCGGGACAGGCAGGGCCGGAAGAUGAGCAAGUCCCUGGGGAAUGUGCUGGACCCACGGGACAUCAUCAGUGGGGUGGAGCUGCAGGUACUGCAGGAAAAGCUGAGGGAUGGAAACUUGGACCCCGCAGAGCUGGCGAUUGCGGCCACGGCGCAGAGAAAGGACUUCCCUCAUGGGAUCCCCGAGUGCGGGACAGACGCUCUGAGAUUCACCCUGUGCUCCCACGGGGCCCUGGGGGGCGACUUGCACCUGUCCGUCUCUGAGGUCCUGAGCUUCCGACACUUCUGCAAUAAGAUCUGGAAUGCUCUGCGCUUUAUCCUGAAUGCUCUUGGGGAGGAAUUCAUACCCCAACCUGCAGAGGAGCUGUCCCCUGCCUCCCGCAUGGACGCCUGGAUCCUCAGCUGCCUGGCCCGCACGGCCCAGGACUGUGAGCGGGGCUUCCUCACCCGUGAGCUCUCGCUCGUCACCCACGCCCUGCACCACUUCUGGCUGCACAACCUCUGCGAUGUCUACUUGGAGGCCGUGAAGCCUGUGCUAUCACAUUCUCCCCGCCCCCCGGAGCCGCCUCAGGUCCUGUUCUUCUGCGCUGAUGUCGGUCUCCGCCUCCUCGCCCCGUUGAUGCCCUUCCUGGCUGAAGAACUCUGGCAGAGGCUGCCCUUGAGGCCUGGUGGUCCUCCUGCCCCCAGCGUCUGUGUUGUCCCCUACCCGAGUGCCCGCAGCUUGGAGCACUGGCACCAGCCUGAGCUGGAGCGGCGCUUCUCCCGGGUUCAGGAGUCCGUGCAGGCGCUCAGGGCUCUGCGCGCCACCUACCAGCUGACCAAGGCCCGGCCCCGAGUGCUGCUGCAGAGCUCAGAGCCGGGCGAGCAGGGCCUCUUUGAGGCCUUCCUGGAGCCGCUGGGCACCCUGGGCCACUGUGGGGCGGUGGGCCUUCUACCCCCUGGUGCAGCAGCCCCCUCGGGCUGGGUCCAGGCCCCCCUCAGUGACACCAGUCAGGCGUAUAUGGAGCUGCAGGGCCUGGUGGACCCCCAGACCCACCUACCUCGGCUGGCUGCCCGAAGACACAAGUUGCAGAAGCAGCUUGAUGGCCUCCUAGCCCGGCCCCCGUCAGAGGGAGAGGCAGAGACUCAGAGGCAGCAGAGGCUUUCUUCCCUCCAGUUGGAAUUGUCAAAACUGGACAAGGCGGCCUCUCACCUCCGGCAGCUGAUGGAUGCGUCUCCAAGCCCUGGGGGCUCACCAUCCCCGUGACUUUCCUCCCUCCCAGACCCACCUUUGAGACCUCUGAGGACAGACCGGGCAGCAUCGGGGUGUUAUGUGGUCCAGCCCCUUCGUUUUGUCAGUGAGGAAACAUACUGGCUUGUCAGAUGACUGGGUGACCUUGAGAUGCUCACAUUUUUGCCCUAGCCCCCCUCCUCUGAAGUCCCACCUGGAAGUUUGGGAAGGAGGACACUCAGAUAAACUUAAAAUCCCAAACAUGUCUGCUGUGGUCCUUUUAUCCUUUCCCUUAGCCAUGACUUUCCCGCCUCUUGAUUGUUCCUGACACUCUGGUCUGGGAAAAGGGGGCAGCCUCCUAGUGCUCUGGGCCAUGGGGGGAGUGUGGGUGCUGGGAAGGGCCUCCCUCAUUGGAUGGACAAGAUGCUCUCGAGUAGGGCCUGAGCACAGUGACCCGGGUUCCACUUAUUUCCUGCACUUACUGACAGUGGCCCGACUUCUGUAGGCUCUUUCUCUGCUUUUCACCAAAAGGGAGCUUCCCUGCUUCUUGGCCUUCUCUCCAGGGGUGCUGAGGGGAUGGGGGACUUCCCACAGGCCUGGGGAGCUGCAGGCUGGACUGGGGAUUGAGUUCCUCCUGCUUCUGUGUACCUGAGACCACAGUGCUAGGGACACGCCGCCCAGCCUCAGACAGGGGUACACAGAAACACACAGACGCCCUCCUAGCCACCUUACACACCUUGUCCCAUUGGUGGAAUUCAGGGGCCUGCCACCCAAGUGACAUUCUGUCCAGCAGCCCUGAGAACCUACUGUGUGCUUGGCCUGGCUGGAUCCUCUGUGGUGCCAUUUAUUCCUCCUGAGAACCUCAUGAGGCGGGUGUUUGCUCCAUUUUAGAUUUCAAGAGACUUGCUCAGGGAAUAAAAGGAAUUAGCCCACAGUAUCAGCUGGAAUUACUGGAGUUCAGCCCAGUAAGUUAGGUGCCAGUUAUCUGCCUGCUCUAACCAAGCUUCAGAGAUAGUGGUGGCUAAUCUAUAAAAAUAUUGAAUCACUAUGUUGUACAUCUGAAACUAAUAUUAUGAAUCAGCUAUACUUCAAUUAAAAAAUAAAAAAUAAGAGUUAUUUUUAAAAAGCAACAAAGAUAAUGGCUUAGAUGAGAUAGGUGUUUCUUUUGCUGGGCAGAAGCAGUGCAGGACUCUGCAAUGGAGGAGUCCAUAUCCCUUUUGUUCUUACUUUCCUGCCAUCUUAAUACACUCUUCCCAACUCUGGGUCUAAGGAAUGCUCCCACCAGUAUACCACAUCCCACCAGAGGGGAAAGAAAAGGAGGGAGUGAGCACCUUCCUUUUUCUUGAGCACCUAUUACAUGCAGGGCUCUAUUCUGAACCCUUGGGUUUAUCAAUGAGAGAAACAAAAAUCUUUGCUCUUUUGUACUUUGAUUUAGGCUUCCCUUGUGGCUCAGAUGGUAAAGAAUCUGCCUGCAGUGCAGGAGACCCAGGUUCGAUCCCUGAGCCGGGAAGAUUCCCUGGAGAAGGGGAUAGCAACCCACUUCAGUGUUCUUGCCUAGAGAAUUCCAUGCACAGAGGAGCCCUGGUGGGCUACAGUCCAUGGGUCGCAAAGAGUCUGACACGACUGAGUGACUACACUUACACUUUUUCUUACUUUGAUUCUAGCAGAGAUAGUCAGAAAAAUACACAUGUAAAAUAAAUAAAAAUUAAGCAACAAAAACAGUGCACUGUCUGCUCCUCCAUCCUUUUGGAGAUCCAGACAUUUAAUCCCUCAACUUGUUUGGGGUCUAUUCACCUGACCCAUCUGCCCACUGGUGCAGCCUAGAGGUCAGUCAUGAAAUACUGGGGUCCUACAGAGCCCCCAGCUACCUCUCCUCCUCCAGUGGUAAUAGUCCCAGGACAGUUGUCAAGGAAACGAAAGAAAUUUUGUUUUGUUAUGCUUUCUUAUCUUCAGGGAUACUCCAUUUGGAGCUGUUACCUUUCCCUUGCUCCAAAGGAGCCAGUCUCUAGUUUCAUGUGGUGGUGGUGCUGUGCGGGGUUGGAGCAGGUUGGUAGGACAGGUACUGUGGAGAGCAGGAAGCAAUCAUACCAAUAGCCCUUCAUGGUCAAGUCUGGGCUGCAUGCUUGCAUUUAGAGUCAGCCAGUAAGAAGUCAAGAGCAUCUUGAGUGUGGAGUAAGAUGAGUACCUGCCUUAAGAACAGCAGGAGGUGGGACUUCCCGGGUGGUCCAGUGGUUGGGACUCUGUGUUUCCACUGCAAGGGGUCCAGGUUCGACCGCCUGAUCUGGGGACUGGGCUCCUACAUGCCAUGCAGCCAAAAAAAAAAAAAGGAAAAGCAGGAGAAGGCAGAGCCCCAGGGGUCUAAGACUUUUAUACAGGGCCAGGUUUCCACCCUAAUAAAAGUUCCUACCAUCCAGACCCACUUAUCUGACAGGUACCAUGGCAAGUGUCCUCAGUAGCCUAUCCAUGGAAUCCUCAGGACAAUUCAAGGAAGCAGGUACUACCAUUAUCCUCAUUUUGCUGGUAAAGCAAUGGAGAUUGGGACUUUGCUGGUGGUCCAGUCUUAACAGACUUUGAGCUUCUUUUUUUUAAUGGCUCUUAAAAUCUUUUUUUAAUUGAAGGAUAAUUACUUUACAGAAUUUUGUUGUUUUCUGUCAAACCUCAACAUGAAUAAAAAUAAGGAAAGCUUCACGAA
Dama dama (fallow deer) is the source of this 6570-nucleotide messenger RNA. It is a transcript of the gene VARS2, whose product is annotated as valyl-tRNA synthetase 2, mitochondrial. Gene Ontology annotation, cellular component: cytosol. The transcript is spliced from 29 exons. The coding region runs from base 630 to 3914 and encodes 1094 amino acids. The record is from RefSeq and is a predicted model, not a curated record. Lineage: Eukaryota; Metazoa; Chordata; Mammalia; Artiodactyla; Cervidae. Gene Ontology annotation, molecular function: aminoacyl-tRNA deacylase activity; ATP binding; valine-tRNA ligase activity. Gene Ontology annotation, biological process: valyl-tRNA aminoacylation.